AUGACCACGCCUCGUCAGAUAGUCUCCGGCGAAAUGCCUUCCUUCCUCUCCUCAGCAGUGCCUUCCUACUCUGGUCGGUCACGAUCGUUGGCCCUCCCCUCCGCUUCACGACGAGGUUCAGCCAUUGCUACCGCAAUCGGGUUGCGCAAGAAAAGCGAAAUCGAUAUCGUCCUAGAUGGCGCGGCCGACUUUGUCCACUCCUACUCCACAUAUGACGAGAUCAAGGGUCGCGUGGACGUCAGGUUCGAGAAGGAUACUUCGUUCGACGACCUCAAUAUCACGUUCGAGGGCCAGAGUUGCACAUAUGUCGAAAAGAUCGCCACUGCCGCCCCCACAACUGGUCGCACGACAGGGAGACACACAUUCUUGAAAGUGCAGCAGCCAAUCUCCGAGAGCCUCUUGCCGGCAAACGGCACCUUCGAGGCUGGUGUCACCUAUUCCAUCCCUUUCACAUUUGUUGUCCCCGACAGAUUGCUCCCUUCCAUCUGCUCACACAAGGCCAACAAUGAAGAGAUCAGGAAACAACAUGUGCAGCUGCCUCCUAGCCUGGGCGACCCCAGCGUCUCCGGAGACGGCCAUACACUCAUGGACGACAUGGCACCAGAUAUGUCCAAGAUCACCUAUAGCAUUCGUGCCAGAAUCACAAAGUGGAACGCCGUUGGCAAGCUCCUGGAGUUGGCCGACAAGGCGGAGCGCAUCAGACUUGUCCCAGCGAGAGAAGAAGCGCCGCCGUUGAAUAUUGACGAGGCCGAGACGGAGCAUGUCAUGCGCAUGGAGAAGAGUGUCAGAAAGGGCCUGUUCAAGAUCGGCAAGGUGGGCCGUCUGACGGCCGAGACCACUCAACCCAGAAGCCUCCGUCUCCCACAUCCACAGAAGCGGCAGAUAGAGCCCGUCUCUUCGAUGGCGACCAUCCAUUUGCGCUUCGAUCCUGCCUCCCCCGACGACGUCCCUCCGCAGCUGGACUCGAUCGCCAGCAAACUGAAGGUUUACACAUUCUUCGGCGCUGCUCCGUAUAGACUCAUCCCAGAGGUUCGCAAGCACGACAACUGGUCUGUUCUGCACGGUAUCUACCCAGAAAGCGUCGCCUUAUCAUCACGCUGUCUAUCGACUGUUUCCUGGGUCCGCCACGAUUCUCCAGAACGUGGGAGCUUCUCUUCAUCAGAUCUCUCUAGACGACCGUCCGGGUACUCGACGACAUCGACAUCUUCGAUUCCUGAACCAUCGUGCGCCUAUGAAGCGGGCUCCCAUUUUUACACCGCCAGUCUACCGGUGCCGAUCGCACUUCCAAGUCCGUCCAGCAGCAGUCGACCAAGAGUAUUUGUGCCGACAUUCCAUUCUUGUAUUGUCUCAAGGACUUACUCUGUUGAACUGAAUAUCUCAUUCCGUACCCCAGGCGCCAACGUCUCAAGCAGCCAUAUUACCCUGAAGACCCCUAUUCAGAUCUCCGCUGAGGGUGGUACUCCGCCAGCCCAAGUCCAUGAAACUGAAGCAGUCCUAGCAGCGGAGAUCGAACAGCAAUUUGGCCUGUACGAAGCUCGCCAGCUCGAAGAAGCUGGCCUAGGUCUCGAAAGUCCUGUAUACGAAGAGCCUUCCGCAGCGACGCUUGUUCCAGGUACCAGACAUUUGAGUCUUAUAGACCAUUCCGAACCUGUACUGCACGCCGGCGUCGACACCGGUGCACCACCUGAAUACCGAGCAAGUUCCGGUUUCAACACGUACAGCGUUAGGGACAGGCCGGGAGGUCCUAGAACCCAAGCUGUGAGUCUCACUGCUUCCAAAGCAUAG
Molecule: messenger RNA, 1785 nt
Organism: Fonsecaea multimorphosa CBS 102226
Lineage: Eukaryota; Fungi; Ascomycota; Eurotiomycetes; Chaetothyriales; Herpotrichiellaceae
Exons: 1
Coding region: 1-1785 (594 amino acids)
Source: RefSeq, a predicted model, not a curated record